Molecule: messenger RNA, 1235 nt
Organism: Malaya genurostris
Lineage: Eukaryota; Metazoa; Arthropoda; Insecta; Diptera; Culicidae
Product: abscission/NoCut checkpoint regulator
Exons: 3
Coding region: 207-1154 (315 amino acids)
Biological process (GO): abscission; mitotic cytokinesis checkpoint signaling
Cellular component (GO): midbody; cleavage furrow; centrosome
Molecular function (GO): phosphatidylinositol-3-phosphate binding
Source: RefSeq, a predicted model, not a curated record
ACUUGAAUCAUGGCGCGCCAUACUUAAUUUCGUGAGAAAAUUACCAACACAACCAAAACUGUCUUAUCACGCCACCAGUGUAUUUUACGUCGUGGUCUAAGACAUAUUUACCACUUAUUUGUUUUUCUUUCACCGCUAAUUCUUGGUUCAAAAAUCAAAAUCAGUAACAAUUUUAGUAGUUACUACAAACCAAUAUAUAUGUAUCAAUGACGUGCAAUGGGUGUACGAAGCGCUUUGGACUGUUAUCGAAAGAAUAUGGUUGCUCUUCUUGUAACUAUUCGUUUUGUUCAAAAUGCUUAAGAUUUAGAAGCAAGGAAGGUAGCAAGAACAAUUCCAUAUGUUUGCGGUGUCACGAGCUCUUGAAAAAUGACCAGAAGGGAGUAACUGUGUCAAAGUGCGAAUCAUACAUUUUAGAUGCUCCGAUUGAGUCGGGUACUAGUAGUGUGAUAAAACCAACAGUUGCUCACAUGGGACCUACCAAUGAUUCAGAUGUGGACAGUCAAAUUCGAAAGAGGCUGCUGUGUUUGAAAGAAAAGACGCAUGGAAAUGAAUCUACAUAUUCGGCAGCAACAGUAAGUGAUAUAGAAAAACGACUCGCUGAAUUAAAGGGAAUAGAAUAUAAGGAUUACACUGAAUCUAAUAAAAGAUUUUUAUUACAAAAAGAUAACCGAACUCAAGAGGAGCAGAUAAGAGAUAUAAUGAAACAGUUUACCGAAGAGCAGGACAUGCUUAAUGCUGUGAGCAACUAUCGAUUGACCGAGAUCGAUGAAAUUGGAAAGCGUUUAGCUCAAUUGAAAGACGACUCGUAUGUGAAAAUCAAUCCGGCACAUAAUAUAGCACAGGAAGAAAGUGAAGAUGAAACAAUCGAAACAUUAACCAGGAAAUAUAUAGAAGAAGCAGCAAUCGACGCCAAAAAUCAUAGCAAUAUUGACGAUGAGUUGAGCACCGAAGAUAUCCCCGAACCAUUGGACCCAUCCGAAUUAAAAGAGCUACCUUGGUGCACAAUUUGUAACGAAAAUGCUGAUGUUCGAUGCAUGAGCUGCGGAGGAGACUUAUUUUGUCACAGUUGCUUCAAAGAGUGUCAUAAUGACGACGAAGAGUAUAGAACACAUAGAAAGAAAUCCUUUAACGCUUAUCAAGAAAAUAAUUCUUAAAUUGUAUAUCGAUUGAGUUUGAAAUAUAGUGCUAAACUUUUCCUUGAUUUUGUAUAUAGGGAAACGGUUCUCUCACCGGUA